Anguilla anguilla (European eel) is the source of this 1950-nucleotide messenger RNA. RefSeq names its product cationic amino acid transporter 2-like. Gene Ontology annotation, cellular component: plasma membrane. The transcript has 12 exons. NCBI's taxonomy places the organism in Eukaryota, Metazoa, Chordata, Actinopteri, Anguilliformes, Anguillidae. Bases 34 to 1950 code for a protein of 638 amino acids. The record is from RefSeq and is a predicted model, not a curated record. Gene Ontology annotation, biological process: transmembrane transport; amino acid transport. Gene Ontology annotation, molecular function: amino acid transmembrane transporter activity.
UGUUACCGGAGCACAGAAAAAGACACUGACCGAAUGAAACCACAACUUCAUAGGACCUCGUCCCAUCGUAUUUUCAGGAUGUCUGGUGCAGCGGUGCUCGCGUUCCUCCAGGGGCUGACCCGGCGCAAGCCCCUGGAUCCGGAAGGGGAGGUGUCCACAUUCCGCCGUUGCCUGAACACCCUGGACCUGGUUGCCCUCGGGGUGGGCUCCACCUUGGGGGCAGGGGUGUACGUGCUGUCCGGCGAGGUCGCCCGCGGGAUAUCCGGCCCCAGCAUCAUCGUCUCCUUCUUCAUCGCCGCCCUGGCGUCCAUUUUUGCCGGGCUGUGUUACUCCGAGUUUGGCUCCAGGGUCCCCAAAACAGGCUCCGCCUACCUCUACAGCUACGUAACUGUGGGAGAGAUCUGGGCCUUCAUCACAGGCUGGAACUUACUGCUCUCUUACAUUAUUGGUACUUCGAGCGUGGCCUUGGCAUGGAGUGGUACCUUCGAUGAUCUCCUGGGAAACGUCAUCUCGGACUACUUCAGCAAACACGCAGCGAUGGCCUUACCUGGCCUGGCCCCCUACCCAAACAUCUUUGCGGCAGGACUGAUCAUGCUCUUAGCCGGUCUCUUGGCCUUUGGGGUGAAAGAGUCGACCACAGUCAAUAAGAUAUUCACCACCAUCAACAUCCUGGUGCUGCUGUUUGUCGUCAUAUCUGGAUGCAUCAAAGGAAACCUGGACAACUGGCACAUCAGCAGAGAAACCCUCCUGAAUGCCACUGCAGUUGCUGAAAACCUCUCCUCCAUCGUGAAUGUGACGAGCGAAUUUGGUGUGGGAGGUUUCUUCCCCUAUGGUGCGGAGGGAGCUCUGGCUGGAGCUGCCACUUGUUUCUAUGCCUUCGUUGGGUUUGACUGCAUUGCCACUACAGGAGAGGAGGUGAAAAACCCUCAGAAGUCCAUCCCCAUGGGCAUUGUGGUCUCCCUCCUCAUCUGCUUCCUGGCGUAUUUUGCCGUUUCGGCAUCCCUUACCCUCAUGAUGCCGUACUACUUGCUGAACAUACACAGCCCGCUGCCUGUGGCCUUCGCUUACAUCGGCUGGGCCGCCGCCAAGUACGUGGUCGCUGUGGGCUCCCUCUGCGCCCUCUCAACCAGCCUGCUGGGGUCCAUGUUUCCGAUGCCACGCGUUAUAUUCGCCAUGGCGAGGGACGGGCUCCUCUUCAGAUCCCUCAGCACGGUCAGCUCACGCCAGAGUCCAGUGAUGGCCACGCUCUCCUCCGGCCUGGUGGCAGCCAUCAUGGCCCUCCUGUUUGACCUGAAAGCUUUGGUGAACAUGAUGUCCAUUGGAACACUCUUUGCCUACACUCUGGUUGCUAUUUGUAUUCUCAUUCUCAGGUACCAGGAAGACCCUGCUGAAGACUGCAAUUCGAUCUGUAAAGCUGAAUCUAUCUCUAGUCUGAGCUUUUUAAACCCUCCGUCUCUCCCCACUGCAAGAACCUCCAAAAUUGUGACAACAUGCACUGCAAUCAUUGUUGUCCUGGUUCUGGGUCUGGCUGUGAUCCUGACAGUGGCUCUGCGGUCACUGGCCCGGAGGUGUCUGUGGAGCCUGUUGUGUCUGAGUGUCCUCCUAGUCGCCAUCAUCCUCGGGACCCUCCUCAUCUGGAGGCAACCCAAAAACCCCACCAGGGCAGCCUUCAUGGUCCCCUGCAUCCCAGUGCUCCCCAUCGUCAGCGUCUUCAUCAACGUUUACCUGAUAGUCCAGCUGGGUCCGGAUACCUGGAUACGCUAUGCUGUCUGGAUGGCAGUGGGAUUCCUCAUCUACUUCAGCUACGGGGUCCGUCACAGCGUACAGAAACAGCGGCUGCUCAAUGCACAGAAGACCCAGGUGAUCCAGACCAUCAAGACUCCUGCAGAGGGGGAAGGGGUCACGUCAGAGGAGGGCAAAGCCGGUGAGGAGAAGAUGGAGCUAAAAUAG